AAUAGGGGCAUAUAGGGGUUAUGUUCGUGUUAGUAAUCCCGUAAGUGCAUUACAUUUUGUACAAAGCUGUAAAGUGCCUGUAAAUGUGUGUAACCUCUUCUCCCACACUUUACAGUAGAAUAGAGUACUUUUGUCUUUUAGGGCAGACGUAGAUGUGUGCGUCGUGUAAAGUGUAUAUGUGCGGUCGAGCCGCGGAGAAAGAAAGGAGAGAAUCGCGUAUUAUAAUCGCAUUUCUACUUUUGGCUUUGUAAAUCGCGGUCCGUGGUUCAGUGACCGCGAGGUGAGUGAAAAUGUGACUAGAAAUGUUGGUCGGAAUCACGGAACUGAGUGACUUUUUUGGGAUUCGGCGGCUCUAGAUUGAAGGACGGGACGCGAGAGCUUGGUGUCUGUCCAAGGAGGUUUUUUGGCACAAGACCUCGUCUCGAGAAAAAAUGGACAUACAAGGAGGAAUGGCGCGCAACCCUGGUCCUGGACUCUAUGAGUUUCUCAUGGAAGCCGAACUUCAACAGUAUUAUCCAGGCAUUCGAGGUGACCUGAAGGUGCAGAGCACCGCUCAGCUCAAAUAUGUCACCGAGGAUGACCUGAAUGCCAUUGGGAUGAGUAAACCAGAAAUGCGUCGCUUAAAGAAGUAUUUCCAAAAGCACUUUCCCCAGAAUUAUUUAUCGAAGUUCAAGAAAAUGCUUCUGCCCAAACGAGAGGGACAAAUUCCUGGAUCGUUGGGUAUGCUCCCAGAAGAAAAACAAGAUCGUCCACCGAUCCUAGAAGCUAUCGACGAUCCAAACUUCCAGAGGCUGGAACAACCUGAUUGUUGUCCGAAGGAGUAUUAUUCCCUAAUGCUACAAUGCUGGCAACAUGAACCAUCAAAGCGACCUAAAUUUACUGAGCUGAUCAAUCUAUUGCCAGAUUUAAAACCUGAACAAGUGCAGGCGGUACAAGAUAAUUCCGAGAAUGGACAACUGACUUACAGACAGGGGGAUGUUAUCACAGUUUUGGACAAGGGGAGCAGCAAUACUUUGUGGAAGGGAGCUCUGAAUAAUGGAAAGACAGGAUUUUUUAAUCCCGCGCAUACGAUAGCCUAUCUUGGUUCUAAUUUGCCGAGUAACAAACCGGCAGAGUUUACGAGAGGAGAUGGAAAGAAUGUGUUUUCGAGUCAGAGAAGAAAAAUCAGGACGGAUAUGAUUUCCUCGCCACAGGGAGAUUUGAAACACACAGGUCAUGUGGGAUUGGAUGGAAUUUAUUUUGGAGAUAUUAGUUUUUUGGGAAAGUAUCCGAAUUUGCCGCGGCAGGUUGUGACUCCGUAUAAACCGCAGGAAGAUGCGACGGACAAUUCUAGUCAACUUUUGAGUCAGGAGGGAAGAAUGGAUUCGAACAGAGAGUCUGCUAGAGAUAGUAGAACUCAACAUCCUCACCAGGACAACCAAAGUAAACACGAGAGCUUAUGGUCCGAUGCGAGUUCCGAAAUAUCGCAUUUAGGAAUGAUGGGGAAUGCUUCAAAGCAAACUACUAUGGCUUCGAGCGUGGCUGGAAGUACGGAUACAGUUGGUGCAGAUCACGAAUAUCACGAAAUCAGUGACGAGGAAAACCAAGAUAGUCCAUUGAGAUUCGACAAGCCACUGAGCUUUGAUUUUGGGCCCAGUCUCCUCGAUGAAAUGGAUCAAAUGUUCAGAUCUUUAGGGUCUUCACCACCUCCACCGCUUCCGGGACAUCCACCAACGGAGCACGAAUCGAGCAACGCUCGAAACGAACUUCGAGAAAUACAAGCAAAACAAAACAGCAAAAAGAAGCAAGCCACCGUGAAGCCUAUCUCAGCAGCAGAUCAGAAAACACUCUACUCGGCCAUUGCAAUGGCCCAGGAAUUGACGGCACGUUCCAUGACAGAUCUUGAGCAACCACAGGAAUCACCACGAACACCUGCCAGUCCCUCAAGACGUAGAAAGUUUUCUUUUAAGUUGCCACAUCAACACAGUCCCAAACCAGACAGACGACACUUUUCAGAGGAAGCUGCCAGAUUACCUGACUGCCAGGUAUUUUCUUUGCAAUCUCUGUCGUCCACAGUGUCUAGCAUAGAAUCUUUGGGUGCCCCUUCCACUUUAAAAUUACCUCUUUGGGACAAAGCAUCCGCCGAAUUUUGCUUCGCAAAAUCGAGAGAACUUUUAACCAAACCGAGUGCCUGGACUUCUUACAUGGACGUAGAAUUUGAUGAUCAUAUUCUUGACAAUAAAGCUACAAAACAGAGGUCGAUGAAGUGCACCGAGUUUCUUGAAAACGGGAAUCGGAAAAGCAUCGCAGCCUGCGAGUCCAUUGUGGAUAUGGAAACGAAGGGUUCGAAGCAAAAUGGCAAAGUACUAUUUGGAAUAGAGAAUUCCAACUUAGAUUUCCCUCGAGAGGCGAAGAGAGUGUCGACAAGUUAUGUCGAUCGUUAUUUCGAGCAGCCAAAGUAUUUGGACGAGGAUGACCCUGCGGAAUCUCCGGUUGAAAAAGUUUCUUAUCAAGACAACUUCGAAAAAAUCAACAACCUGGAACACUUGUUUUUCUCGAAUUUUCCAGAAUUUACUGCUUCAAAUUCUGUUGCGAAUAGUUCUGACAGAUUGAUUCCAAAUAAAAUGCCUAAUUUGGAUCAGAGGAGAUCCGAAAUUUCCAAGUUUGACCUUGAAGAGAAGAAUUUUGAGUCUCCCAGAAAUUGUUCAAUCAAAUUCGAUUCACCGAGGGACAAGAAUUUGGAUUUCGGAACGAGGCCUAAGGUAAUUGAUUCGACGAAAAUUAAUUCAGAGAUAAAGAAAUUUGAUCCUCCAAAUGCCAGGGCUGGUAAGGUUUCUUUUGGGCCUAGAACUCAGGAGAUGAAAGGAGAAAAAGGUGGUUUGAAAACUGCAAUUCCUGACAGUCCUCGAGGAAACCUAGAGGCAGUGAGAAUAAACAUUCAGAGCUUUAGAAUGAUCGAGCAGAAUCAAAAUGGACAUGACAAUUUUUCUUUUGUCAUGUCCAAUAACCCUUUAUUCGCAGCUGAGCCGGAGAAGAAGGAUUCUCCGAUUUAUAGUAGCUCGGAAAGUCUUAGAGUCAACUUUCAACGUCUGAGAAGAAAAUCCGACGUCGAGGCCAAUUCUCAAGUCGAAUUGAGCAGCAAGCUCUUUGCAGAAAAGUAUCAGCGAGAAGUCUCCGGAUUGGAGAGUGUAAAAAAUUAUCUGGAUUCGAAAAAAGGUCAGGUGUUGAAUCUGGGAAUGGGAAAAUUGACUCAAAAUAUGAUAAAAUUAGGCAAGAACAUUGAGCAAAAUUCGAAGCCGAUGGUGAGGAAUUUUGAGAUACCAACUCAGACGCAAACGCCAUUGCGAAAUCUGAAUAAACCAAUUCAGAAACCGAAACAUCUGGAUUUAAAUAUUCCUCUGCAAGGAAAAAAAGGUGGCAAAAAGCUAAACGUGAAUCAAAAUCCAGCCAGCAGUCCUGCAUUGCAUCAACAUAUUCUGGAACCGCCGAAAUUGUAUCAAAACGACAGUCGCAAAGAGUUGAAUAAAAGCGAUCUCUUCACUGAUCAAGGUCAAGGUAAUCUUAAUGUUUUUCGACCCAGAACCUGUUCGCUUUCAGAACACAGAAAGUCGCCACUGAGAACAGCGAGAAGAUCCUUUCAUCCGAAAAACGAUUCGAGUGACGAUUCUGAUUCAAUUUCUCAUUCCGAGACUGAUAUUAGAAGCAGACUGAGAUAUAAGCGGCGUCACAAACGAAUUCCUCACAAUUUCCGGCUGAAUUCGAAAAAUCGAGGUCAAUUCUUGCAUCCGGAUUCAGCGAGAGGAUUUUCUUCGGUAGAUAUUUGUGGCAAGUCACCACCACCCUCGACGAGUUUUUUAAAUUCUUUGUCACCGCCUUUCUCUUCGAGAAAUAAUUUGCUUUCGUGGCCCGAAAGCGCGCCUAGCUCAAGUUUGACAUUUACUAGUAACUCUGAUCUAGAUUCGGAUACGAGCUCGGAAUAUCCUGAGUUUACAAAUGAUGCUGCAUUGUCCGAUGAAGCCAAGGAAGCCUACAACAGCCUUGUUGGGACAACAGUCAUGGAAAGUACCACGGACACAAAUCCACUUCGAAUGUUGAGAUCUGGACUUCCCAUCGUCAGGCCAAGGAUCCGGGGCAACAAACAUGCUACCCUGGGUCACUCAGGAAUUUCCGGAUUUCAUCCCGACGAUAUGGGAAGCGAUCCGACUUUGCAGUUCGAUAUGCAUAGCAGUGGGUCAAAAACUUUGCCAAAACGAGUUCCACCACCUUCUCAGGCACCACCUCCAGUUCCUCUCACGAGGAACCUUGAGAGGCAUCACUCGAUGGAAAUCGAAAAUAAUCAGAAUCAAAAUAACGUCGAUGGAAAUCCUAUCCCUCUGCCACCCAGGGAUCGAUCCAAGACUCUUCAGCCUAAAUCCAGUUUACCGAGACAUCAGAGGAAACAUCCUCUCAUUAUUCCCGGCGGUGGAGUGACGAGAACUCUCGCAAAGAUGACAGAAACUACUCCUCCCCUGGAGGAUCAGGUCGAUGGACACCCGCCAUUUUUGAUCCAGGAGGGAUCUUCCAGUGUGGAGGGUUCUGGUUUUUCUGAAGAUGGUUACAUGCCUGACUUGGCUCCCAGCAGUCCUGAGGAGUUCGAGCGACGGAUUGACUCCGAAUUGGCCGCCCUGGAUUCUCUUCCAAUCGAUGACGCUAGAAUAAAUCGUUGCAGCGUCAUCUCUGAGGACCUCCUAGAAUUCUCAGACAAUCUAAUCGACGACUCUGACCCUGAAGAAUCGCAGCAGGGCACAUCCAUCAAUGAAACGAGACAAUCGCCAAUUGUCGACUUUCAUCGAAAAAUCAGUGUGGACUCGAAAACUUCAGCCUCGAAGUUUGCGUCGGAGAGCAUUGGCACGAGUGACUUUAGUAGAAAUUCAACUCCAACGGAAUUUGAUGAAUCUACCGGUUGCAUGAAAGCUGAAACUUCGAAUAUCAGUUCCUCCAACAGAUCUCUGGCUUCCUUAAUUAAAUGCAAUGUUCCUGGAACUCGAGAAAGUUUGACAUCCACCGUCUCGUUUUUUAAUGCCAAUCCUACUCCCAAAGUACAAUCACAGUCGCAGGCUAAAGAGUCCUUUUCAACGUCUAGUUCAGAAGACUUUCAAACCAAGUCGGGAAAAUAUCAGAGAAUAAAGGAGAGGACAGUGGCACGAAAUAGCGAUCUGUCGCGACAAUCGGAUCAUGUUUCGUGUGAAGAUCUUUUAGAUUUUGCCUACGAUCGCCCUAAUACUCUAAGAACUAGUGGUCCUCAGAAUGGAGAACAAUCAGAUGAGGUCAGAGUUAUGUUGAAAAUGUUGCGACAGUCGACCCCAGAAUCGUGUGUUGCUGCCUUGAAUGUCACAAACUGGAAUAUCCACGCUGCAAUUAAACUCGAACGUCUUCAGGGUUUAUUGAAGAAGGAAAAUAAUUUUGUUGGUCUUGAAGAUUGCAAAGUUAUGCUUAACCAGUGUGAUGGUGACAUCGUGAAAGCUGCAACGCUUCUUCGGAAUACGGAAGACACUGCGGCUGUUUAAUCGAAAACAUAUCUCGAUGAAAUUUUAAGUGAUUGAGAAUUACCGAUUUAAAAUAACGGACCUCACAGCCUUUCCUUUCCCGCCCCCUCCCCUCACAGAAUUUUAAAUAUCCUUAUUAGCUUCUUUUCAGUCGCGAAGGUAAUAUUUUUAGAAUAUUGAUGAAGACUUUGAUAUGUAGAAAAUUCAGGGUGGCCGCAGGACCGAGAAACCGGGAAAUGACAGGGAAUUUAUUUUUUGACCGGGAAUUCUAGAUUUUUUUAGA
This is a messenger RNA of Belonocnema kinseyi, 5787 nucleotides long. RefSeq names its product activated Cdc42 kinase-like (gene Ack-like). The coding region runs from base 432 to 5525 and encodes 1697 amino acids. Gene Ontology annotation, molecular function: ATP binding; protein binding; transmembrane receptor protein tyrosine kinase activity. Gene Ontology annotation, biological process: positive regulation of kinase activity; multicellular organism development; protein phosphorylation. The record is from RefSeq and is a predicted model, not a curated record. NCBI's taxonomy places the organism in Eukaryota, Metazoa, Arthropoda, Insecta, Hymenoptera, Cynipidae. The transcript has 10 exons. Gene Ontology annotation, cellular component: signaling receptor complex.